CCAUCCAAACAGAAAUCUCCGAAACUUCCUAUGCUGUGGUCUUUACAUUUAACUUGAUUAACAUCAGCAUGCCAGAGGACCCUGUGUCUAGAGAACAAACCACCCAGCAAGUGCAGGAUACCAGCAAUAAUGCGCUGAACACUCUUUUGAAUGAACCCGGUAGUCCAAAUUUACAACCCAAUACCUCCAACUUCAAGAUCACUUCAAACCAGAUUGAAGGUAGGAUGGAAUACAACUUCCAGAAUGGAGAUGUCAUACAACCAGUCAGCUUCCUCAAUGAGCUUCGUUCACAGACAGUCUUAACGACUGCCAGCACUGUGACAACUACUCCACUGAUAGUGCGAGGCAAAGCGCUUAUAUUCAUUCGCCUCGUAUUUGUCACACUGGGCCCCCUGCCAAAUCCAGAGAAGGUUCUUGAUGUGGCCAACACUCUUCUGAAGACGCGUCUCGCAACUAAACAAGACACUACAACACAAGACCUGAGUGAUCCUGUGAGCUUUGUCAACGUCACAUAUACAAAAAUAAAUGAGACGGCCUAUGCUCUUGACUUUGGAUUUGAAAUCAGCAAUAUAACCAUGACUGAGAAGCUUGAACUCAGGAAUGGCACCCACCUGUUAAUACAAGACUCUAUAAACACAUUGCUGGGCAAGAUCCUCCUCAGUAACUCCUCAGCUCCUAUCAUUAAGUUCCAAGCAGCUGAUUUCACGGGCAAUUCCACAGUAAUUAAGGCCAAUGUAGAGUAUGUUUUCUCACCAAGUGAUAUCACGCAACCCAGCAUCUUUGUUCAGGAACUUAUCCAACUUAGCGAAGCGAGCACUACAACUUCCCCACCAAACUUGAUUAAGAGGGCGAUUAUUAAGAUCCGUCUCGAGUUUAUCACACUUGGAACAAGACCAAGUGAGAGUGAUGUUCUUCAGGUGGUUAAAUCUGUGGUGGCCACAAAUCUCACAACUAAACUAACCACGAGAGUAACAAUCAUGAGUGAACCUGUGACCUUGGAGAAUGUUGAGUAUUUGGGAAUUAAUGACACCGCCUACGCACUCAUUUUUACAUUUGAAAUGAACAAAGUAUCACUGACAGCGACACAAAGUCAAGAAGCCUAUAACGAAAUCCAAAAGAAGAUAAAUUAUUUGGUGUUCCAGAUACUAAAGGACCCCUCGGUUAAUCUGUCCAUCCCAGCCAAUUUCACGGAGAGUGACGUUUUGAUUGUGGCCAAUGUUACGUAUGUUUUCUCACAAAAUAACAACAACACGGCCUCCGGGUUCUUGGUCAGUGCCCUUUUCAAGGCUUUUACUACACCAGCUCCAACCACCAUAAGCACUACAACCUCCAACAAUGGUACAAAUGCAGCUUGGGUUGUGGCUAUUAUUGUCCCCUGUGCUAUUAUCCUCGGGCUUGUUCCUUGCUGGAUUCUCCUUUGCUGUUUGCUGUGUGGUUGCUGUGCGGCAAUCAGAAGACGUUGGCACAGAAGACAGUCGUACAACGUGCAGUACACCACUCGAAACAGUCUCUUCUAGAGAAUUCUGAGAUAUUUAACAAAAACAGGACUGAACACCAAUGAAAACAAAAAUCAUGGAUUUUGGAUAUUCAAUAUGCUAUUCAAUACUGCUUCUUUUAUAGUAAUGAAAGUACUAUGUUAAUGCUUUUAUAAAUGAUUUAUUUUAAUGUGACAUUUGAAUACGUCCUAUAGUAUAUAAUUAAAUUGUAUUAUUGUUAUUUAUUCUUAUUUAUUUGUAAUAUUCUGUUUAUGUUUACAGUUAAUAAUCUUUUGCAAAUCAUUAAUCUGCUUGACAUUACACAAUUUAAUUUUAAGGGGUAAAAGGUAGAACAUUUGAAUGGGAGCUAUUAUUUAUUCAUACUUCAUGCACUUUAACUUUAUAGAUCUAAAGCAAAUGUAAAGCAAGCUCAUGAUGUAAACGAAAUGCAAAAUUAAUAAUAAUAAUUUAUGAACGUCAUUGGCAUAAACAUGUUAAUAAAACUGUUAUCAAAUUACUAGAUCAAUAAAGAAUACAGAAAAAUACAGAUGCUUGUGUUUCUCAUUCUAAUGUACUUUAAAUAUAAAGUUCACCAAUUAUUGGCUUGUGCUAAUUUAUGGUAAACGAUGUUACCCAGAAUUCUGGUCCAAAACCAGACAGUCUGGUGUGACCACCAUUUGCCUCACGCAGUGCAACACAUAUCCUUCGCAUAACUUGAUAGUGGCCUGUGGAAUCUUGGUCCACUCCUCUUCAAUGGCUUUGCGAAGUUGCUGGAUAUUGGCUGUCUAUGAUAUUGGCAGGAACUGGAACACGCUGUCGUAUACAUAGACAUCAUAUAGGUAGACGCCCUAUCGAACGCUACUGCCUAUUGGCAAAGUCCAUAGACAAUAAAAUAAAGGCACGGUCGAGCCGUGGAGCCGCCAUCUUGGACCACUCGUCAGCUCCAAGGGGCAAGGAACUCGACCGGAAGUUGAAGUCGGUUGGGGGCUGCCAUCUUUUAGCAGAACUUCACUUGCGUUAGCAUUUCCAUUGACUCCCAUUCAUUUUG
This is a messenger RNA of Carassius auratus (goldfish), 2523 nucleotides long. RefSeq lists its product as uncharacterized. Lineage: Eukaryota; Metazoa; Chordata; Actinopteri; Cypriniformes; Cyprinidae. Bases 69 to 1517 code for a protein of 482 amino acids. The record is from RefSeq and is a predicted model, not a curated record. The transcript has 14 exons.